Molecule: messenger RNA, 3772 nt
Organism: Papilio polytes (common Mormon)
Lineage: Eukaryota; Metazoa; Arthropoda; Insecta; Lepidoptera; Papilionidae
Gene: Cnot4
Product: hybrid signal transduction histidine kinase L-like
Exons: 18
Coding region: 358-3318 (986 amino acids)
Biological process (GO): protein ubiquitination
Cellular component (GO): CCR4-NOT complex
Molecular function (GO): metal ion binding; RNA binding; ubiquitin-protein transferase activity
Source: RefSeq, a predicted model, not a curated record
UCACUAAUUUUUCGAAAUUAAAAAGUAUGGUCUUGUCUAUGGAAUCACAGAACGGAAUCUUGUAAAAGAUUAGGCCAUUUCAUAAAACAAAUGUAUAGUAACUCGCAGAAAAUAUCUUCGGGACAGUUGUAUUUAUUUCAGCUUUGCAUUUUGCUUUAAAUUGAAUUGUAAACCGCAUUGUAGGUCCUUUGGAAAGGAUUAAUCUUCGACUCUAGCGGAAGGGUUAGCAGUCUCGAUUCUGCAAUAGAAAAAGAUUUGCACUGAGAGAAGACGUAAGGUUGCAGUUGAUACUUGUGUAGCGUAAGCUGACAUUAGUGUAAGGUGGAGGCGACUGAACUAUUGGCUGCUGGGGCUAGGAUGUCAGUACUGAAUCAGAGUGGAGAGGAGCAGGUGGAAUGUCCCCUGUGUAUGGAACCCCUGGAGGUGGACGAUCUCCACUUCUACCCGUGCACAUGUGGAUACCAAAUAUGCCGGUUUUGCUGGAACCGUAUCCGGGAAGGCGAGAACGGCCUGUGUCCGGCGUGUCGCAAGGCGUACCCGGAGAACCCCGCAGACUUCACUCCACUCAGUCAAGAGCAGGUGGCCGCAAUAAAGACGGAGAAGAAGGCGCGCGAGCAGAAGCGACGCAACAAGACGCUGGAGUCGCGGCGCGCGCUCGCCAACGUGCGCGUCGUGCAGAACAACCUCGUGUUCGUCGUCGGACUGCCGGUGCGGCUCGCGGACCCAGAGAUUCUAAAGCGGCAAGAGUACUUUGGCAAAUAUGGAAAAAUACACAAAGUAGUUAUAAACCAAAGUACAGCAUAUGCAGGCUCACAGGGUCCGUCGGCGUCUGCGUACGUGACGUACGUGACGUCAGCGGACGCGCUGCGGGCCAUCCAGGGCGUGAACAACGUGACGCUGGACGGGCGCGUGCUGAAGGGCUCGCUCGGCACCACCAAGUACUGCGCCAACUUCAUGAAGAACCAGCCCUGCCCCAAGUCAGACUGCAUGUAUUUACACGAACUAGGUGAUCCAAACGCAUCGUUCACUAAGGAGGAGAUGCACGCGGGCCUGCACCAGGUGUACGAGCGGCGGCUGCACAACCAGCUGUUGCAGGCGCAGCGCGACAAGCCCGACGACAAGAACUGCCAUAGCACAGGUAAUUCUAGUACGAAUGCAGAAAAAGGCAGUUCUAAAGAUGGUAAUCCGUCAAACACAACACCGACACCGAUGGUCACAUCGUCAAAUAUAAACAUAGUCACUACGUCUAAAUCGAAAAAAGAAACGGCAAAUAGUAAUGGUAAAGAGUACGGCAGCAACGGCAACAGCAAAGAGGCGUGGCCGAGCCUCGGCUCCUCCCCUCCCGCAGACAGCCCCGCCCGCAAACAGACCAGCCCCAAACCACACCAUUCUACAGUUAAAUUACAAGAAAACGGCACGUCAGAAUCAUCCAGUCCGACACAGCAACAAAUACAACAGUCUCAAACGAAACACAACAAAGAAAAUCACACGGAAACAAAAACGAACAGAACCCACAAAGAAAUGACAAACGGCCAAAGCAAGAAGAGUAAAUCAGAAAACAAAAACAAACAAAAGAACAAUAACAAUAGCAAUAGCAACAGCAACAGCAACAGCAACAGCAACAGCAACAGUACCAGCAGCAGUAACAGCAAUAGCAUUAGUCAAGAAGUAACAGAAGAGCCAGCGGAAAGUACACAAGUAUUCAAUAGCACAGAAAACCACAGUUCAGUGUUCGAAAGUGAUACACAACAAAGUUACCUCACAAACGAACUAGACGAAUUAGAAUCUGACAGACAUAGCCUGUUAGAAAACCAUGAUUUAUUAGACAACAGUGAUCACAGUCUCUUAGACGAUGAUAAUACACAUAACCUUCUAAAUGAUGCUAAUAAUGUUGUAGUAAUGAUGCAAACUCAUAGAGAAAUGCUCGCAGGACUAGUCGAUAAUAAUCACAUACUAGCACACAAUAUGAAGUCACCUCUAGCUAAUGGCUAUGGGUUAUUAGACAGGGAGGUUAACUAUUUAGGUAAUGACAGACAAAUUAGCCAAAUUAACCACGGUAUCAUGGAACAGAAUGAAAUGAUGCUCCACGAACAGAGGAACCAUAAUGAAAUGCUCAUGAGAAAUGAAAUAUUGGCCCGGCAUAAUGCAAUGGUUGAACAAAAACAUUAUAUGCCCACCUCUAGUAUAGGACUCGAGACUGCUAGUGAAUUAUUAGGUGCUAAUUUCCAUCAAAAUCACAAUAUGCUUCCACCGUUCGGUAUGCGUAUAGACAACUCAAUGGGCAGCGGCAAUUCAAUAUCUAACUCUCUAUCGAAUAACUCCGUGAACAACUACAUGCUGCAGCACCAGCAGAUGUUGCAGAACCAGCAACAGAUGCCGCAGAAUAACCUCGUCAAUGGAUUUGAUACGCCACAAUCUGCGAGCGAAGGACGCUACUUGGCGGAGAACAUGGACAAGUUCUUCACGGACUUCCACAAGGCGCAGCAGCUGCGGCAGAUGUCGCGGGAGGCGGAGGAGCGGCGGUACGCGCUCGCCGCGCCGCACUACCCGCACAACAUGCUCAGUGCAGAGCGGCUGGAGAUGGAACACAAGCAAAGGAUGAGCUCUUUGCGCGGCGCUGCGGGUGAGAACUGCGGAGGUCGUGCGGCGGGCGACGGCGAUGAUGACCUCGACUUCGACCCCUUCAAGGAGACGCAGAAAGCGCUAGCAGAGAUGAUGGAAACUGAAAUGAUGCUCAACACCAUCUCUAGCGGAGACAAUAUGGAGCGUGUACAUCGCGCGCGCAUCGCACCGCCCCCCGGCUUCGGACACCUUAACGCAUUCGGUAUGGGCGUGCCGCCCCACCACCAGCAGCACCAAGGUUACAACUCGAACAGCACACAGAACGUGUUCUCGGAUUGGACGCAGAUGGACCCCGCGAUAAUGUCCACCUCAGUCAGCUUCGGCAAGCAGGGCCACGCCCAGCCACACCCGCAGCCUCACGCCCAGCCCCACUCCCAGUCUCACCCCCAGCCCCACGCCCCACCACAUGCCCAACCCCACCCCCCACCUCAUGCCCAGCCACACGCCCAGCCUCACUCUCAGCCUGGCCUCACACCACAACAGCAGGAGCUCUUCGCAAGGUUCAACCAGCUCAACGUGCAGCCCAACGGCAUCUCCAAACACCAGAUGUCAGCGGGCGCGGGGGGUGCCGGGAGCGCGGCGGGCGCGCAGUGGGGCGGCGGCAAGCUGUGGGGCGCGUACAGCAUGCCCAUCCCGCCGGGGUUCGCGCCGCCGCCCGCGCCGCAACACCCCGCGGAGUGCAUCGACGCCAAGUAGCCGCCCUCGCCCCAUCUCCCUCUCCCUCUCGCAGCGGAUAUUAUAUUUUCUAUCAAUUAAAACAAUUUAUCUCUAUUCUUCCGUUGGUGACGUGAUCGAUAAAUCUUUGUAAUAAGAGAGCAUAUUUUAAACGAGAGAAAUAUGAUAACAAAAAGGAAUUUGUAAAAUAAAUUAACCUAUUUGUUUUAUUUAAAAAGAUGUUGAUUUUUUCUUUAUUUUUUUAUGUCUUCGCAAUGUCGACCGGACGCGGCCCGCGGUGACCGCGUCUCAAAUAUCUUAGUAAUGUUUCGUUUCACAAAAUAUAUGUAUAUUCGUUGUAUUAUAACUUAGUCUCAUAUCCCUGUUAAAAUGAAAUUAUUUUUUGUAUAUAUAAAUGAAAUGCCAAUAAUGCGGUUCCAUUUUGUACCUUAUUGAGCCAUUAUCAAUGAACAUUAUUAAAAUUGAGGAAUUAUUA